This is a messenger RNA of Gamsiella multidivaricata, 940 nucleotides long. RefSeq lists its product as uncharacterized. Lineage: Eukaryota; Fungi; Mortierellomycota; Mortierellomycetes; Mortierellales; Mortierellaceae. Bases 201 to 887 code for a protein of 228 amino acids. The transcript has 3 exons. The record is from RefSeq and is a predicted model, not a curated record.
AAGCACAGUAGCAAAGACGGUUGUCACUUUGAAGAUGACAAAGCCACAUUGCGAGGAAUAGGGAAAAAAGCAAAAAAGUGAAAUUGGUCCACCCACUAAAAAAAAGGGAGGGGACGCGUGUCCAGCUGUGCUCGACAUUCCACCUUUUUUUUUCACGCAACGCACAAAGCACAUCAGGACGAACAAAAGAUCAAGCAACCAUGGUGAAUUCAUCAGCAAACGGCCUUCAUCUCGACGAUGAGACUCGUAACCAGGAGAUCGUAACCAGUCUGCGCGGAUUCCUUAAGCAUCAGACUGAACGAGUCUCAUUAUACAAGGAAUUCAACGAUGCGUUCAAGGAAUAUACAGCAAAGCGAAUGACAUCAGAAGAAUAUGCGACGAUCUGCAACAUCGUCACCCAAGGAUUCGUCGAGCUCUCGAUCGAGAUCCUGGCCCUUGAAGCCCACCUCGGAGGACCCACGCAUACCUCUACCAUAAACGGCUCCGCACCCACACCAUCAUCAACAACAACACUGACGGCAACAGAAACAUCAAUAGAGAGCACGCCCAACAGGAUCUCCUUGGACUCACCAGAACACGCCCAACUAAUCCGUCAAGUCCAAUUGCUCGAAAAACAAAAGUUGGCCUUGACGGUUCAGGGUCAGAAGUGGGCGAUGGCGAAACAGGAACAGGAGGCAGAGGAUGAGAAGGAGCGGGAGGCAGAGCUUCAGACGGAUCGUGUGGUGAGCAUAGAAACGGAGGAGCAAGGUGAUGAGGGUGUUGAGGCUGAGGUUGAGGCGACGGCUGUGCAAGGCAGCGAUUCGCAUACGCAGGCAGUGAAUGGGGAAGGGAUCAAGUUGUCUGGGGAGGAGUGGCAAGCCAAACUGGAUGGGAACCGUGCAAGGUAAGGAAGAGCAUUAAAGGCCAACAUCAUUUAGUAUAUUUGGUACAGACCGUCGAU